AAAAAGAUUGUUCGAUUGUCAUGUUGCUGGACAGAAUAGCUCAUACUAAAAGGGAUAUUCCACUGCCCCAUGUAGGAUCCCAUUCCCAACAGACCCUUUUCAUAUGACAUAUUUUGCUUAAGAGGGUUUUGAGCUAUAAAUAGAUCAUGAUGGCAGAGUUGCCCACAUCUUGUUCUGAAAAUCUAUUAUCGGAUGACCAAUCUACUGAAAAGAAAAGACCUUUUGGGAAUCCUGAUACUUCAAAAAGAGACAGAGAAACUCAGCAGCAGAGAACUAUGGAGGUGGAGCAAGGGACGAUUUCAUCUAAACUGUGUAUCGAAAGCAAUGCUGAAAACUACUCACAAUUCUCCAAAAGUGACAAACGAACAGAAAAUUUAGUAGGUCAUGAUGGUACUCAGUCAAGUAAAAAGGGUCAUGAAUGUACCAUCUGUGGAAGAAUUUUAAGUCGAAAGGACCACUUAAAAGUACACAUGAAGAUACAUACUUCUGAUCGACCUCAUCAAUGUGAAAUGUGUGGGAAAAGGUUCAACCAUUUAUGUAGCAAACGUAGACACUUGAAGACACAUACAACUUAUAAGUGUGAGUUGUGUGGAAAGACAUUCAACAACUCACAAGACUUACAGAUACACAAAGAAACUCAUACUGGUGACAAACUUUGUGAAGUGUGUGGAAAGGCAUUUAAAAGAACAGAUGCCUUAUAUGCACAUAUGAGGGUCCACACCGGUGAUAAACCUUAUAAAUGUGAUGUGUGUGGAAAGGCCUCCAGUAAUUCAAGUAACUUUCUCAAACACAUGAGGAUACACACAGGUGAAAAGCCUUAUAAAUGUGAAGUGUGUGGAAAGGCUUUCUCUGAUUCAAGUUGCUUUCAGAGACACGUGAAAUCACAUACUAGCAAUAAAUCUUAUAGAUGUGAUGUGUGUGCGAAAGUGUUUUAUCAAUCAGAUAACUUACAGAUGCACAUGAUGGUGCAUACAAGUGAUAAUCCAAAAACACCUGAUGGGCGUGACUGGACAUUCACUCACGAGGGUGACUUAAAGAAACACAUUUUGAUACACAAUGGCGAGGAACCUUCUGGAAGGUCAUUGAUCCAUUCCGAACACUCAAAGAAUCACCGGAGGACACAUACAAGUGAUAAACCGUACAUGUGUGACGUGUGUGGGAAGGCUUUUGCUGUGGCGUUAAGCUUACAACGACACAAGAGGACCCAUACCGAUGAUAAACCUUUAUUUAUAUGUGAAGUGUGUGGAAAGGGAUUUUUUAAAUUAAGAACUUUAGAGAAACACAAGGAGAAACAUUCAAAUGAAAAGAAAAUUGACAUAAUUAUUCAAUAAAUUAUUUAACAUAUUAUUUUGUAUUGAUUAUGUUGAUAGUAAUGUACAUGUAUGUACUGUGAAAGUUAUUGUAUACAUGAAGGAUACUUAAACAUGGAGAAAUCAAAUGUUAAGCCACAUUGAGAAAUAUGAUCAUCAAUUAUAAUGUGAUGCAUUUCGGAUAUACUGUAUACAGAGUUAUUUUCGCCCUCUCACACUCGCAAACAAUUAAGCCCCAUUUUAAAUUCGCCCAGUCAUAGUUUUUUUAAAGAAAUUUAUAUAGUGUAUUCUUUGAAUUUGCCCUGUUUUAAAUUCGCCCAAAUGAGGAUAGGGCGAAAGGGGCGAAAAUUUCCCUGUAUACAGUAUACACAUGCAGUCAAUUGAUAGAUGAGAAAGCUUUAAGGUUAACAUAAGUACACAUCAAUAUAAGAAAUACAAAUGUAACAAAAAUAGAUAGGGACAGAAAGGUAUAUCAUGCAGCUUAUCAGUUUAACAUAAACAAACCAGUGAAGAAAACCAACUAGUUCAGAUACUUAACAUAUUGUCUUCAGAGAUGUAGAAGUUCCAUUUUAAUAAACUUUGAUUUUGGGAUUAUCUUGAAUUAAUAAGCCGCAAUAUCCAUACAAGGAAUUGUUAUCAUUUCAUAUCAUUUGAAAUUAAAAAAUUCAAAAUACAUGUAGUUGAACAUUGUAUGAUGUUGUCCACCCUUCAAAAUAGUGAAAAUGUUUUUGUUUUUUUUUAAGAUAUGAAGCAAUCUAAGUUUUUAUCUUUUAUAAAAUAAUAAUAUAGUUGAAAUAUGAUUUGAUCAGCAAGAUA
Saccostrea cuccullata (small rock oyster) is the source of this 2126-nucleotide messenger RNA. RefSeq names its product zinc finger protein 664-like. Lineage: Eukaryota; Metazoa; Mollusca; Bivalvia; Ostreida; Ostreidae. Gene Ontology annotation, cellular component: nucleus. The transcript is spliced from 4 exons. Gene Ontology annotation, molecular function: RNA polymerase II cis-regulatory region sequence-specific DNA binding; DNA-binding transcription factor activity, RNA polymerase II-specific. The record is from RefSeq and is a predicted model, not a curated record. The coding region runs from base 147 to 1331 and encodes 394 amino acids. Gene Ontology annotation, biological process: regulation of transcription by RNA polymerase II.